AUGAGCUACAGGAGAUCCAAUAUUCAGCAGAUUUCUGCAUCCCACAUCACACCUCGUUAUCGUGCUGCCAGCACCUACGGCGGUGCUGGUGGCCAGGACACUCGCAUCUCCUCAGUAUCUGUAUCAUCCCUGCGUUCGGGCCCACACAAACUGGGCAGCGGUAUGGGUGGUGGUAUCAGUGUAUCCAUGGCGGCAGGCGGUGGCAUGGGAGCUGGCAUUACCGGCAACGAGAAGGGAGCCAUGCAGAACCUCAACGACCGCCUGGCCAACUACCUUGAGACGGUGAAGAACCUGGAGCAGGCCAACCAGGACCUGGAAAUGAAGAUCAGGGAGGCGUUGAAGACCGGAGGGCCUGACAUGAGAGACUACAGCAAGUAUGAACCCAUCAUUGAAGACCUCCGUAAACAGAUCUUCAACAAGAUAUCGGAGAAUGCUCGUCUGGUACUCCAGAUUGACAACUCUCGUCUGGCUGCAGAUGACUUCAAAGUCAAGUUUGACACAGAGCUGGCAAUACGCCAGUCAGUUGAGGCCGACAUUGCCGGGCUAAAGAAAGUCAUUGAUGAGACCAACAUGAGCAGGAUGAACAUUGAAAGCGAGAUAGAAGCCGUGAGGGAGGAGCUUGAGUUCCUCAAGAGGAACCACGAGAAUGAGGUGAGGGAGCUGAGAAAUCAGAUCUCCCAGUCAGGAGUACAAGUAGAUGUCGACGCCCCCAAAGGCCAAGACUUGUCACAGAUCAUGGAGGACAUGAGGGGUAACUACGAGAAGAUCGCAGUCAAGAAUGCAGAGGAUCUCAAACGGUGGCAUGAAAACCAGACGGCGGAAGUCCAGGCUCAAGUAUCACAGAACACAGAGGCACUCCAGGGUGCCCAAAUGGAACGGAGUGACUUAUCCAGACAAAUACAGACUCUUGAAAUCGAGCUUGCGUCUCAACAGAGCUUAAAAGCAUCGCUCGAAGACACGCUACGCAACACGGAGCUACGUAACAACAUGGAAAUGGAGAAGUAUAACGCUAUCAUCCUACAUCUGGAGGAGGAGCUCGGAAACUUGCGUGCAAAUAUCAACCAGCAGACGCAAGAGUAUGAGGCUCUGCUCAACCUCAAGGUGAAACUGGAAGCUGAGAUCGAGACCUACAAGAGCCUGCUGGACGGCGGUGAUUUCAAGCUCCAAGAUGCCCUUCAAUAA
Molecule: messenger RNA, 1182 nt
Organism: Nerophis lumbriciformis (worm pipefish)
Lineage: Eukaryota; Metazoa; Chordata; Actinopteri; Syngnathiformes; Syngnathidae
Source: RefSeq, a predicted model, not a curated record